Molecule: messenger RNA, 1540 nt
Organism: Phalaenopsis equestris
Lineage: Eukaryota; Viridiplantae; Streptophyta; Magnoliopsida; Asparagales; Orchidaceae
Product: L10-interacting MYB domain-containing protein-like
Exons: 3
Coding region: 498-1328 (276 amino acids)
Source: RefSeq, a predicted model, not a curated record
AAGCCCGCUCGUUCGAAGCCAGAUCGUCGAAGCCGCGACCUGAUCUUCUUCUCCGCGACCUUGCCUCUCCCGAUAGCAUUUCUCCUUUUUCCUUCCUCUUCCGCGAGCACUUUCCCUGCAAGCCGUAACUGACCCGUCGCCCUCCCGUCGAAGCCGGAACCUCUCCUCGGGCUCUCGUCGAACGUGGAUCUCGUCGUCUCGCACUCCUCGAAGUCGGAUCUGCUACCCUAGCUCCCGUCGCAACCGGAUCUUCCCCCUCUCGUUCUCCUCGAAGCCGGAUCUUCUCCUCUAGCCGCCGUCGGAGCGAAAUCUUGUACUCUCGCUACCGUCAAAGCAAGAUCUUCUCGUCUCCCUACCGUCAAAGCCGGUUCUUCACCGUUCGAAGCCAGAUCUACUCUGUCUGAAGCCAGAUCUUGCGGAUCUUCUCGCUCCCGUCAAAGGCCGUUCUCUCCGCAGCCAGUUCUUCCGGAUUUUCUUCAACAAACCACAAGAACUCAAUGAGUAAAGCUAGAGAGGCUGGAACAUCGGCCAUGUGGGAUAGAGAAGUUACUAUAAUCUUUUGUGAUUUAUGUGUAAGGGAGGUUGAGGUGGGAAAUAGACCCACUACAUUUUUUAACAAAGAAGGGUGGCGAAAUAUUGAAGUUAAAUUCAAAGAAAUGACUGGAAGAGAUUACGAUCGCAUGAAAAUGAAGAACAAAUGGGAUCAGUUAAAGAAGGAUUGGAAACUAUGGAAAGAACUAAAACAGGGAUCAACAGGAAUGGGCUGGGAUCCUGUUAAGCGCACAAUAGAUGCACCAGAGGAAUGGUGGGCUGAAAAACUACAGGCAGUGCCGUCAGCCAAAAAAUUUAAAUUUGUUGGCAUUGAUCCAGUAAUGGAGGAAAAACUAGAUAGAAUGUUCACUGGGGUUGUCGCUACAGGCUCUCAUGCGUUUACCCCAAAUGAUAUAGGGUUGAGCAGCUCAGUUCAAGAGAUGGAUACCGUACAGAUAGGUGAUUCAGGAGACCGCCCUAGCCAUGUGCACACAGAUGUUCAAUCCACAAGUGUGUCCAAGCGGCCCAGGGUAGAGAAGAAGAACAAAGGGGUUGCUUUUAUUAAAGGGACUAUCGAUGCACUAGUUGAAACAUGUAAAGCUCGGUCUUCUUCUUCGCAGGACAGCUCAAUUGAUGAGUGUCUUCAGGUCUUGAAUACAUACUCUGAUGUUAAGGCAGACGAUGAUGACUACAUUCAAUACGUGAAGGUGUUGCGAGACCCAACCAUCAGACAGUUUUUUAUGAAGUUGGAACCGAAAUAUCGUGUGAAAUACUUGCAAUCUUUCAUGGACGUCUGAAUAUUUGAGUUAUUAAUGCACUUUCUUUUCUAAUCUUCUAUGUUAUGUUUAUGUUAAGCACAAUUUUUUAAUCUCCGUUGUUUAUGUUUUGGACAAUUGACCUUUAUAUGUGAUUGUUCUUUAUGUGUGUCCAAUUUUAUUAUGUAUUGUUUUUAUUUUGCCCAAAGUUCAUGUGUUAUAUUUAUCUUUCAUAGCAUACUUCUGUUUUCAUU